AUGGAUACACAAACAAAUACCAAUAAAACAUUAACUCCCGAAUAUUUGGAGUGGGAAACCAAAUUAGAAUUACCAAGCGUUUUGUCAGAUAAAACUCGUUCUAGGUUCUAUAAUAGAUAUAAGAAAAAAACUGGGCUUGAUCCUUGGAUAAUGUCUGAAACUCCCGAAUCCCCACAAAUCGAAAAGACUGAUAAUUACCUUUCACAGGAUUGUGUUAUCAAAAUUUCUAAGUUUCCAGAAGAGAAAGGUAUAAUUAUUGAAACAGUACAUAAACGUUUUCCUUUCUUGUCUUACACUAAUUCGAAUGCAUGGCACCGGGAUAUUUUUAAAUAUACUAAUUCAGAAGCUAAAUGCCCGAUAUGUAAAAAGAAAGUUAUAAUCGCUAAACAGAGCUUACCAGAAAUUCAAGUAAGUGUACCAAACAAAAUCCAAGAGGUAGAGCCUAAGAAGUUUUUGUCCAUUACAGAGGCUAAGAAAAAAAG
Molecule: messenger RNA, 482 nt
Organism: Ambispora gerdemannii
Lineage: Eukaryota; Fungi; Glomeromycota; Glomeromycetes; Archaeosporales; Ambisporaceae
Source: the annotation of a GenBank genome assembly